AUGGAGAGGAAGGUUUUGCGUAACCAUAGACGUUUCCUCAGUGCGCCUGCGCAUCCAAAACCCCGCCCUCCCUUCGUCUGUCUGGCUCUCAUCUGCGUGCGCCGAACAACCAGAAGCAGGUUCCUUUUCGCUCCGGCCUCCAUCUUGGGAAGGAGUGCGGCCGCUGGAACCAUGCAGCUCUUUGUUCGUGCUCAGAAUCUGCACACCCUUGAGGUGUCCGGGCAGGAAACAGUUGCUCACCCUAGCAGUAAGGAAUUGGCUCACAUCGAGGCCUUGGAGGGCAUUGUACCUGAGGAUCAGGUGGUUCUCUUGGGUGGGAUUCCCUUGGAAGAUGAUGCCAUCAUUGGCCAGUGUGGAAUCAGUGACCUCGCAACUGUGGAGGUUGCUGCACGCAUGCUGGGUGGCAAAGUUCAUGGCUCCCUGGCGCGUGCUGGCAAAGUGAGAGGCCAGACCCCUAAGGUUGCCAAGCAAGAAAAGAAGAAAAAGAAGACUGGCCGUGCUAAGAGGCGCAUGCAGUACAACCAGCCUCGCUGGCUAACAUUGUGCCAACUCUUAAGUAAGAAGAAGGGUCCCAAUGCCAACUCCUAAAUAGCACCUAGUUACCCUAAUAAAGCUAAUAUUUGGACCACU
Messenger RNA from Sphaerodactylus townsendi, 630 nucleotides. It is a transcript of the gene FAU, whose product is annotated as FAU ubiquitin like and ribosomal protein S30 fusion. Gene Ontology annotation, cellular component: ribosome; cytosolic small ribosomal subunit. Gene Ontology annotation, biological process: translation. Lineage: Eukaryota; Metazoa; Chordata; Lepidosauria; Squamata; Sphaerodactylidae. Gene Ontology annotation, molecular function: protein binding; structural constituent of ribosome. The record is from RefSeq and is a predicted model, not a curated record.